Molecule: messenger RNA, 363 nt
Organism: Cooperia oncophora
Lineage: Eukaryota; Metazoa; Nematoda; Chromadorea; Rhabditida; Trichostrongylidae
Source: the annotation of a GenBank genome assembly
AUGUAUUUUCUCCAUCACCACUCUACUGUUUCGUGUUUCCGAAAAGACAGCCACGCCCACUACAGUUGUGAUGAUGGGGUUGAAUUCGAUGGUAGGAAUGUACUGUCGUGCAAUUUGGUACGGAAAUGUGUCCGAGCUUACAUUCGAAUAUCUGAAGGUGACAAUACCGGUAGCAGUGACCAUGGCGCCUGUCGGAAGUUUUCUUGGUUCACAUUUCCAUCGACAGGUGCUUGCAUGCUUUGUGUAUAUCUUGGAGAUCCUGUCACUAGUGGGAUUUCUGAUCACAGGUCCGCCUGUGGCCCUCGUGCUUUUCGGUGCUGGGAUUAUCGUGGUCUCGUUCGUUUUCUUCUUCAUUAUAAGUAA